UGCAUGUAUGUUCAGCGAGCUGCGGAGGAAGAGUCUGAGUAGAAUUCUGCAGCUCCGAAUCAAGAGCGGAAAAAUGUCGACCGCAGUGACGAUGCACCAGGCCGUCGGUGAGGCUGCACUCAUGUCCUCAUCGUCCUCGUUCUGCCGAGGAUCUGCACUGUCCGGACAGAUCCAAUCUCAGACCAUGCACAGCGCGGCGAAACCGGGAGCCUCCCUCGUCAAGGGCGUAGCUGCAAUUCGAUGCUCUUCCUUUUCCUCGGCUGAUGAGCACUCUGUCGACCGGAGGUCUCCCCUCGUCAACUUCUCUUCUUCCACCCGGAGGAACCCGCUCAUGGACGCCGGUUUGAAAACUACUUUCUCAUACAAGAAGGAGAAGAUCUGCGCCACCAACGGCGCUACAGAAGCUAGCUUGCCGAAUUUCGCUGGAUCUCUGUCGCAUGGCUAUGAUGUGUCGGAACCCACGAAGGUUGCCGCUGACAACAUUGAGGAAACGUCCGAGUCCUCUGUUCUCCAGAGGCUGAAACAGGGAUUUGUUAAAUUCAAAGAAGAGCGAUUCCUAAAGGAAUCCGAACUAUUUACGCAACUCGCAGGGGGACAGUCACCCAAGGUGAUGGUCAUUGCCUGUGCCGAUUCUCGAGUGUGUCCGACCAUGCUCAUGGGACUGAACCCUGGAGAGGUGUUUACUGUACGGAAUGUUGCUAACUUGGUUCCACCAUGCGAGAAGGAACUGGGUAACAAUCACGGAACUAGCGCAGCCCUUGAGUUCGCGGUGAACUAUUUGCUGGUUGAGCACAUUAUUGUCAUCGGACACAGGAACUGUGGAGGAAUAAAGGCCCUUAUGUCGCGGAAGCCGGAGGAGUUUGAAAGUGACUUCAUCGGUAGCUGGAUGACUUGUGGUAUACCUGCGAGGGAACAUACCUUAGUCAACAUGGCUGGAAAGACAUUCAGCGACCAGUGCAAAUAUUGCGAGCAGGAAGCGGUCAAUGUGUCACUUGCCAACCUUCUCACAUUCCCAUGGAUCAAAGAAAAAUUCGAAGCGGGAAAACUUGGGAUUCACGGUUGGUACUAUGACUUUGUUGAGGGAGAGCUGACGAGCUGGGAAGUGCAGAGACCAGUCAUGGCAGGUGCGACGGCAUAGAUUUGCGUUUAUGUUGUAGUAGUCGAGGAUUGAGUGUACGAGAUGCUCAUUUCUCGUGAGCAAACGUAGAAGUGACUAUGGUUCCUUAUGUAGACAAAUGUAGCCCGAGAUUCGGUAAACACGAUUCUGAUCGAGAUUGACGCAAAGGCAGUCUUUUUCCUCAGAAUCGUGAUGUAUUCUGCUAGUGUGCAGUGUAGAUUGUGGCGUAGGGUAUAACAUACGCCACACCAAUCAACCCACCACGUUGUACACUAAAAUCGUGUGUGUGGGAAAUCUGUACCACUAUCUCCCAGUUGAGAAAAUCUAUCUCAUUUCCCCUGAUGUAUGUGUAUCAUCGUUGAGCAUCACUCGAAGGAGAGAUGUUUCAGAAUUAUUGAAGAGAAGGAAAGACAUUUAGAUGUG
Marchantia polymorpha subsp. ruderalis is the source of this 1540-nucleotide messenger RNA. The record is from the annotation of a GenBank genome assembly. Lineage: Eukaryota; Viridiplantae; Streptophyta; Marchantiopsida; Marchantiales; Marchantiaceae.